Nothoprocta perdicaria is the source of this 2635-nucleotide messenger RNA. It is a transcript of the gene ANKRD34B, whose product is annotated as ankyrin repeat domain 34B. The coding region runs from base 573 to 2132 and encodes 519 amino acids. Lineage: Eukaryota; Metazoa; Chordata; Aves; Tinamiformes; Tinamidae. The record is from RefSeq and is a predicted model, not a curated record. Gene Ontology annotation, molecular function: protein binding. The transcript has 3 exons.
UGAGAUGAAGAGCAAAUACUGGUCGCUUCCAUCUCAAUGAAUUUUUAACAGAAGAGCUUUUAACGUGUUCUUUGUUCUGGCCUCCGUUUGUGUUUUUCAGCUGUAUUCUCUACAGACCUCCAGAGAAAGCUCUUGUCCCUCUUUCCAGGUCUCCCUCAGCGAAGCAAUCAGAUCCAUCAUGUUACGUGGCAGGAGGCAGUGAGAGGAGCACGAGCCGCAGCAGUCACCUUAAUGCAGAGCAGCUCCAACCUUCCCUCCCAUUGCUGCCCACCACGCUGCGACCACGCUGAGGGCACCAGAGAAAACCCUCCGGAUGAGAGAGAGUAACUGCAGGCGUGAUAAAUACCGUGCCAGGAAAAGCUGCUGGACAGGCUGGCUAGCUCCCUCCAAGCUUUCUUCAAACGAACCACCACAGGACCGUGUAAAUAAGAGCUGAUACUACGUGCCCAGGUACUGGACUCUUCUCAGUGCCCCAGUCUCUACGAUGAGUGGCAUAUCACUUCAUUUAUGCAGUUUCAUGCUGACUGGUAUUCUUUGCAACAACUAGGAAGGGUGAGUGAGAGACAAGGGCGAUGAGUGAAGCUGGGGACGAGUUGCCAACAGAUGGGAAUUCUCUCAUCAAAGCCGUCUACCAAAGCCGCCUUCGCCUCACCAGGCUGCUGCUAGAGGGGGGAGCCUACAUUAAUGAGAGCAAUGACAGAGGGGAAACCCCCUUAAUGAUUGCCUGUAAGACAAGGCACGUGGACUCCCAGAGCGUCAGCAAGGCCAAAAUGGUUAGAUAUCUCCUGGAAAACAAAGCAGAUCCAAACAUACAGGACAAAUCUGGAAAGACAGCCUUGAUGCACGCUUGCCUGGAACGAGCAGGCCCUGACGUGGUUUCUCUGCUGCUGCAAAGCGGGGCUGACCCAAGCCUACAGGACCACUCCAACUGCUCUGCCCUCGUGUAUGCAAUAAACGCCGAGGACAAAGAGACUCUCAACGUUCUGCUUCGUGCCUGCAGAGCAAGGGGGAAAGAAGUCAUCAUCAUCACCACGGACAAGUCUGCAUCUGGAAAGCAGACAACUAAACAGUAUCUAAACGUGCCUCCUGCUGACUCCGAGGAAUGCCCUUCUCCAACUGCUUGCACUUCCCCAUCAGAAAUAGAGCUGAAAACAUCUUCAUCUCCACUUUCAAGUUCAAAUGAAACUAAAAAAUCACUUUUCAGCUUUAAGGAGAUGGAUCAUCCACGAAGCCUGGACAACUCCACUGAGCCAGUUUCUCCUACUAGAAAAUCCAGUUCCCCACACGCAGGCGCCAAGCUGGCACAAGCAGAGCAGCUGCAGGCCAAGCCCUGGAAGAGGAGCUCUCCUUCACGGCUCCUCCAGAGCAAAGUUGCCUCUUUACAGGAAGAGCUUCAGGAUAUAACUCCAGAAGAGGAACUCUCUUUUAAAAUCAAUAGUCUCRCACUAUCAAAGAGAUUUAUCACCAGACACCAAAGUAUUGACGUAAAAGACACUGCUCACUUAYUGAAAACUUUUGAUCAAAUUGGAUCAAGGAAAUUAUCAUAUGAUGAAAUAAAUUCUCAGACUAUUUAUACUGAAGGGAAACAGAACUCCAGUGGGGUUUCUAUGGGUGAGGAUUCUGAUUUGGGACAAAUUAGCUUCAUUUCAACCCUGAGAAGCAUCAUUCAGAAAAGAGAUUCAGGAGCAAAUCACUACAGCUCGGAUUCUCAGUUAACUACUAGCUUGGGUCCUCCAGCUACAGAAGAUACCAAGUCAGUGAUAGGAAAGAAAAAGAUUCUUUCUCCAUCUGCCUCUUUGUUGUCAGGCUCUAGGGAAUUACUAGAGAAUGUGCCUGCUGUUCCUCUGAGCAGAAGAAAUCAAGCUUUUCUAGAAAGACGGAGCUCAGGAGCUUUGAUAUUGGAUCAUACUGCUCCAAGCAGGCCAGGUUUCCUUCCACCAUUAAACGUGAAUCCCCACCGCCCAACUUCAGAUGUUAGCUUAAUGAAUAAGGUUUCUGGGCUGAUUUCUUGUGGCCAGAAAGUUUUAGUACCAACAGCACCUGCUUUUCCAAAGGAGACCAAAAAUCAGAAAAUGCUGCUAAGGAGGCAGUCAUUACAAACUGAGCAGAUAAAGCAAUUAGUAAAUUUUUAAGGGGAGAAUAAAGGGUAAAAUCUCUACAAUGUGUACAUAUCCACAGUUCUAUCUGAUUGUAAUGAUACACAUCACAAAAGACAGAUCUAAAAUGUAAGGCUCUUAACUAGCUGUCUACCUUGGAAUGAGUUAGAUAGCUUGUAGCUCUGGGCAAGUUGUGUGAUAUCCUGAUUACUCUUAUGUUACCUAGUAUAAAACAGAGGYCUGAAUUUCUAAGAGACCAGAAAUACGUCUUCAUCUCCAAGUUACUGCUUAUUUUUAAGUACCUCUAUCUGAAAGAUAAUUUUUCUUCCUGCUUUAUGUUCCAUGGUUCCAAACAUCAAUCCUGUAUUUGUGCAGAGACACUUUAUGACUGUAUCACGUUUAGCAUUUUAUAAGACAGCAUCUAAAGAUGCAGGCAUAUUUAAUGUGGUCAUUUUUGCCUUAAUUUACAGGCAUUAGUUGUAUUAAAAUGGUGGCUUAUAACAGGAAUUUCUGUCUAAUGAAUCUAGGUAGUCUUUUCU